AUGGGAGGACUGAAAGAUGAGGCGAAAAGGAUAACAAUUCCUCCCUUGUUCCCAAGAGUUAAUGUGAAUGAUAAUGGAAGGGGAGGCUUGUCUCAACCAUUUGAUGGCAAAUCAAUGUCUCUCCAUAAACGUUCUCCGACCAACAAGAUCUCUGAUUCUCCUUCCACUCUGUCUCUUCCUCCUCCAGCCAACAACGCCUGUCCUACUGAUCAACCUGAAAAGAAUCACUUCUCACCAAUCUGCAGUACUUCUCCAAUAUCAAAGCUUGAAGAGAAGCUGAAUACAAACGGCAUGAAUUAUCCAAGUCCCAGAGGAUCAUCAGUUACUAAUACUAAGCUUAGUUCAAUAAAACAAAAUGAGUACCAUUUCAAGAAGAGCCUUGCCAACUUGGAUUCUCUUAAGGCUCCUGUUGGUAGAUGCUCACAAAAAAACACAGAUUUGCCACUCCAGUUUUGUAAUAGCUGUAGCAAUAAAGGUGGAGGAGAAGCUGCUGGUUCCAAUGCUCCCCUGAACAAUCUUCUUAUUCCAGAACUCCUUUUGCCAAAAUGUUUUGAAGAUGAAAGCCAGAAUGAGUCUCCGCGUGAACAAGAUAUCUCAGACUGUUCUGCAAUAGACUCCUUGUUUGGUAAGAAUGCAUCUUCUAAUGAUGUUGCAGGAGUGAUUGGUGACAAGAGGUUCUGGAAGAUGAGAAUUUAUAUGAUCAAUCAGCAGAAGAUCUUUGCCGCUCAAGUCUUUGAGUUACAUAGACUGAUAAUGGUUCAAAAGAUGGUUUCAAAAUCAUCAAACUUGGUCCUCAAAAGUAAGCUUAAUAAUGGUACAAUGAGGCCUGUCCAUUCCCAUCUACCGGAAAUAGCUUCUUCAAAGGUUAAGAAACCAAUCACUGAGAAGCGCAAAAUUGUAACUCAAGAAUAUCCAGAGCAUAUGAAACUAAAGCUUCCUCUACCUUCCAUAAACAAAGACCUCAUGACCCCAAUUUGGACACAACAGCCACUUCCUCCUCCUGGAAACCAGUGGUUAGUUCCUGUAAUGUCUCCUUCAGAAGGUCUGGUCUAUAAACCAUACACAGGACUAUGUCCUCCUCCUUCUUCAGCUUUCAUGGUUCCAUUUUAUGGACAAGAUUCUCUCGACACAACAUUCAGGUUCCCUGUCUCUACUCAAUUUAACCACAGCUACUUCCCUUCCCCUAACGCGAGGACAACACUUGACCAGACAAACCCAUUUGGUCAGCUUCAAAGAUGGUCAAACACAUCAAGCCACAUGACUCAAGCGAUUCCAUUUUCCUUAAAGAAGUCUGAGGAAUCUAAUGACAGUGAUGUACAUGGAAGUACAGCUUCAAGUCCACCAGAGAAGCAUAAACUCGACGUGCUUCCCCUUUUCCCUACAGAGCCUACUCAUCACACUGAUGAGUACGAGAAGACACAGCAACUUGUGCGCCGUGCCAUUAAAGUCAUUCCUCAUAAUUCAACAUCUGCCUCCGAGUCUGCUGCAAGAAUCUUCCGUUCCAUUCAAGAAGAAAGGAGGGACUCAAAUCAUAUGAUUAGUUAG
This is a messenger RNA of Eruca vesicaria subsp. sativa (arugula), 1545 nucleotides long. Lineage: Eukaryota; Viridiplantae; Streptophyta; Magnoliopsida; Brassicales; Brassicaceae. The record is from the annotation of a GenBank genome assembly.